Messenger RNA from Salvia hispanica, 3453 nucleotides. The record is from RefSeq and is a predicted model, not a curated record. Lineage: Eukaryota; Viridiplantae; Streptophyta; Magnoliopsida; Lamiales; Lamiaceae.
AAUCGCAGCAAAACACUUUUCGUCAAUCAUACAGUGUGUGAUGGAUCAUGAAGGUGUGUUGUCAAUCAUAAGAGGAGGAGAGGAAUCGUUGGACUCGUAUUCUUCAAUAACAGAUUUCAAGCAGAAUUUGGACGAAGAAGCUUUGGCACAUGAGAAAUUGGAAAGUGGAUGGGUUUUGUAUGAGGAAAUAUUAGACCAACACAAAAUCAUAGCUCUGCUCAAACACUUUGCAUCGCAAAGUUGGAUGCACUUCCACACUCUGAUACAAUGUUGGGGAGUCGUGAAAGUGGAGGGGAGCCAUCACUACCUCUCUUCCUCACACCACCCUUUUUUUGUUAACAGUCUCAGCAAGGGGUCUUGUUCGUACAGGAAGUUAUGUAGCAAUCAUGAGUAUGUUGUUGAUGUCGGAGAUGACAGGCAGCAGCUUGGAGGCGUGGGACGGGUGUACCAGAACAAGCUACCUGAAUCCACUCCUGAUCUGAGACUCUACUCCACCAAUGAGUUUCCAAUGCGGGAUGAAGCUGCUCGCUGCGGUUUCAAAGCUUACAUGGCACUGCCUGUAUUUGAUUCGCAUACCUAUCAAUACUAUGGUGUGUUAGAGCUCUUUCAAGGAUAUUCUUCUUAUCAUGUCAGGGAUCGUUUACUAUCUCUGCUGGAUGGAGCACUACAGAUGGCAGGGUUGAGGUCCAGUCACGAUUCCAUUGCUAUUACCGACCUGACAAAAGAAAUGGAACAACUUGAAAGUGAAAUAACAGAGGUACUUGAAUUGGCUGUGGCGACAAUCCCGCGACUAUAUCUGGCACAGGUUUGGAUCCCUUAUAACAAGAAUUGUUUUCAUAUCACCACCAACUCAUCUUGUAUGGAGAUGAUAUCUUUCAUAGAUUUACAAAGUAAGAUGUUCAAUUCGUGGGUUUGUAUUGAUAAUAAUUUGCAUGACUAUCUUCAAGCUUGUGAAUUUCACAAGCUUCAAAUAGAUCUUCACAGCUGCAAUUCAAAUUUAUAUGAUCUCACUGUAUAUGAGAGUCCACUAGCCCACUAUGCCCAGAGAGCUAGGAUGUCCCAUUGCAUUGCAGUGUCUCAUCAAAGCAAUAGCAACCACUUGUAUGUCAUCCAAUUUUUUCUUCGACCAAAGUAUAUAAAAGAUGAUUAUUCUGUACACUUGCUCUUAAGGCUACUGGAGAUCAACCUCAAGAGUGUAACGUUUGUAUCUGGGAAACAACUUGUAGAGGAAUAUCUAAGGCGUGAUGCAAUAGAAUGUGAGUCAAAUGAUAAUCUCAAUUUGCUGAAGUCUUACAAGCAAAACUUAUUGGAGUUGAAUGUGACAACAUACUUGAGGAUAGUUGACUCGUGUUGCCUAAAACCUCCCUGCGCCAGAAUGGAAAAAGGAUGGGUUUUCUGCUUGCCAGCUAAACAAAGCAUAUGCACAAACCAUGUUAAAAGUAACUCGGUGUUGAUCAAGGAGAAGAUAGAAGGUUUCAUGAAGGAAAUAACAUUCAUAUCCUGGAAAUACAAUAAAUGGAUUGUUCAAUUUUGGGCGCCCAAAAUGGUGAAGAGUAGGUGCUAUCUAGAAACUUCAGAUCAACCUUAUGCCGUUGGUUGUCUUGCAAAAAGUAUAGCUUCAUUUAGAAAACAAUGUAUGGCACAUUACUAUUUUGUCGACAACCAAGCCAAACAAGACGAACAUGGACCCCCUGGACGAGUAUUCAGAUUUGAACACCCUGAAAUUAGCCCUGACCUCAUCUAUUACACUAGAGAAGAAUUUUCAAUAAGAAACUUUGCAAUGCUUUGUUGUAAUCGUGGAUACAUGGCUUUGCCCGUAUUUGAUGAAGACGGCAUAGGAGAUCACAAGCUUGUGGGUGUGCUAGAGUUCCUAGGAUUCUAUUAUUCCGACCUUCCAAUCAUCAGAAAACUUAUGGAGGCAACAAAACUGAGCUCGAGUCACAUAGACUUCCACCCGAGAUUCUUAGCAACUGAACCUGCCAAUAUUGUAAGUUGCAGGGAAAGCACUUUGAGAGAAAUCCGCAAUGUCCUUAGCAUAAUCAAUAAGAACCUUCCCCAAGUCCAUACAAUGAAUGUCUGGGUCCCCAAUGAAGAGUGUGUUAGUAGUACUAAUAUUAAUAGGAGCUGCAUGGAGUUGGCAUUGUCUACAAAGUAUUACUUGGACUUUAUGCCUACACAUUCAGUUCACUGCAUUCAUGUCCAAGACAGAAAAGGGAUUAUUGGGAUGGUAUUGGCAUCCGAAAACAAAUCAUGUUUUUGUCAAAAUUUAAGUGAAUUUAGCAUAAUCGACCAGCCCUUGUCACACUAUGACAUGAGUGAUCGACUUGAUGCUUGUUUUGCUCUUUGUUUGCAAAGUUCACACACUGGUAACCUUGUUUAUGUCGUGGAGUUCUUUCUCUAUCAAGGUCCUACAACAUAUAAACAUGUUGGGUCCUUCUUGAGCCUUCUAUUGCCAAUAAUAAAGCAUGAAUUAAAAUCAUUCAAGAUGGCAUGUGGGAAGCAACUAGGAGAGGAAUUGGUGGUUGAAGUUAUUGAGUUUUCUGAUGCAUACAAACUUGAUUCCUGUGAAUUAGAGCCUGCUUAUUUGUAUCCAGUCAUACUUAAAAGUGUGUAGUACAAUCAAAAGGAGUAUUAUCACACCAAAGAAGGAGAAUACACAAAAGAAUGCUCAUCAGAACAAUACAGAGAAGAAUGCACUGCUGCUGCCUCAGAUUCAAAUAUAAAAGAUAGAGAGAAGAGAAAAAACUCUUCAAUCUUAGUGUUGAGGUUCUCGAAUCACAUUUUGGGAAGAAGCUAAAAGAUGUUGCAAAAGAGCUUGGUGUUGGAAGAUCAACAAUAAAGCGUGCAUGCAGGGAACAUGGCAUUCGAAGGUGGCCAAACAGGAAUGAACACAAAAAAAAUCUAUCCCUUUUUGAAGAAGAAAGUGUUGUAGAUUCAGAGCAAGACAUGUUGCCAUCAACCGCCAACGUUCAUCCAUUGGAGAACGUGGCACAAAUAAACAAAAGUAGCUCAGAAAAGGUGAUUGUAAAGGUGAAGUAUAACGAGGAUUUAAUAAAAUUUGAGUUGUCUCUAUCAUUAGUAGGAUUGGCAAAGCUUAUUGAAGAAGUGACGACGAGUCUAAAUCUGGAGAUGGGUAGUUUCAAGUUGAAAUACAUGGAUGAAGAUGGUGAUGAGAUCUUAUUAACUAGAGAUGUUGAUUUGCAAUUUUGUCCAAAGACUCGGACAACGACAGGUGAGGCACUCAUCCAACUGUUGGUUCGAUGAAAAAACCAGCUCCAUUUUUCUCGUUCAUUUCAUUUUUAAACCAACGCCUUUGCAAUUUCUUAAGUUUCUUGACUGAGUUGGCUUACAUAUUCUGCUCUGUCAAGACAUUGUUUGAAUCUCUCUCUUUAUGUUUUGGUGUGGAAGCCUUCUUUCUUGUGUUAUAUAUAGCAAAAGACUUGCAAAAUUCCA